AUGUCACUGAAUAAUCUCGGAAUUUUGCUUCGUGCGCGAUACAACCAAUUAGGCGAAAUAGGAGAUCUGGAGGAAACAAUUGAGUUGCAUCGUGCUAUCCUGGAACUUUGCCCUGACGGUCAUCCUGAUCGUUCCGCAUCUCUGAUAGAUCUCGCAGCUUCUCUUCGAAUUCGAUUUGCACGGUAUGAACGGAUAAGGGACCUCGAUGAGGCCAUCGAGCAUCAUCGCGCUGCACUAGAAGUCUGCCCCAAUGGCCAUCCCAACCGUUCCAAGUCUCUCUCGAGCCUUGCACUUGCUCUUCGAACUCGAUUUGACCAGUGUGAACAGACUGCAGACCUUGAUGAGAUCAUCAAGCAUCAGCGUGCUGCACUGGAUCUGUGUCCCAAUGGUCAUCCCGAGCGUUCUGUAGCUCUGGGUAACCUUGCAGCUUCCCUUCAAACUCUAUUUUCACAUCAGGGCCAGAUUGCAGACCUUCACGAGGCUAUUGAGCAUCAUCACGCUACUUUGGAAUCUCUACCCAUUGGCGAUCCCAAUCAUUCUAUUGUCCUGGACAACCUUGGAGGUGCCUUUCGAAUGCGAUUUGAACGGUGCAGGCAGAGUGCAGAUCUCGAUGAGGCCAUCAAGCAUCAUUGCGCUGCCCUGGAGUGUCUACCCAAUAGCCAUCCUCAUCGAUCCGUGUCUUUGAGAAACCUUGGGAACUCCCUUAAGAUUCGAUUUGAACAGCAUGGACAGAUCGCAGACCUUGACAAGGCCAUCGAGCACCAUCAUGCUGCUCUGGAACUUUACCCGAAUGGUCAUCCCGAUCGUUCCAUGUCUCUAGAGAGCCUUGCAAAUUCCCUUCUAGCUCGAUUUAAGCAACAAGGACGAUCCAAAGACCUUAACGAGGCCGUCGAGUAUUAUCGUACUGCCCUGGAAAUGUACCCCAAUGGUCAUCCCAAGCGUCUCGUGCCGCUGACUAAUCUCGCAGAUUCCCUUCGAAAUCGAUUUGAGCAUCAUGGGCAAACUGCAGACCUUGAUGAAGCUAUUGGGCAUCUUCGCACUGCUCUGGAAUCCAACCUUGGUGGCCAUCCCAAUUGUUACUCAUCUCUGAAUAUUCUUGCAAUUUGCCUUGCUAUUCGAUUCGAACAGCACGGUCACAUUGCAGACCUUGAUGAGGCUAUCGAGCAUCAUCGCGCUGCUCUGGAGCUUCGACCUAUUGGCCAUUACGAGCGUUUCUUGUCUCUGAGUAAUUUGGCAAAUUCUCUUCGAAUUCGAUUUAAACAGUGUGGUCAGACGGCAGAUCUCGAUGAGGCUGUUGAACAUCUUCGUGAUGCUUUGGAAAUUUGCCCUCAUGACAAUCCCGAUCGCUUUAUGCUUCUGAUUAAUCUUGCGGUUUCCCUUCAAUUUCGAUUUAAACAACAUGGACAGGCCGUAGACCUUGAUGAGGCCAUUGAGUUCCAUCGCGCUGCUCUGGAACUUUGCCCUGCCGGCCACCCUAACUCUCACACGGCUCUGAAUAAUCUCGCGGGUUCCCUUCAAAUUCGAUUUGAACAGUAUGGACAGACUGCAGACCUUGACGAAGCCAUCGAGUACCACCGUGCUGGUCUGGAAUUUUGCCCGAAUGGCCAUCGCAAGCGUCCUAUGACUCUGGGGAAUCUUGGCGGUUGCCUUCAAGUUCGAUUUAAUCAUCAUAGACGGACCGCUGACCUUGAUGAGGCCAUAGAGCAUCAACGUGCUGCUCUGGAGCUUCGACCUGGUGGCCAUCCUGAUCGUUAUAUGUCCCUUGAUAAUCUUGCAACUUCCCUGCAAGCUCGAUUUGAAGAGUAUGGACAGAUUGCAGACCACGAUGCAGCCAUCGAGUUUAAUCGUUCUGCUCUGGAACUUUGUCCUGACGGUCAUCCGGAGCAUUCCGCAGCACUGUACAACAUGGCUUCUUUGUUGUUCAAGAAGUUCAAGAAGUUCGGGCACAUGGACGAAUUUGAUGAAUGCAUACAAUUGCUGGAAUGUGCUACCGAGCAUGAAUUCUCCAGUACGGUAAUGCGUCUCAAAUCUGCUAGACAAUGGGCUGAGUAUGCUCGAAGUAAUGCUCAUCAUACCACGUCCAGAGCCUACAAGGCGGCAAUAAUGCUUUUGCAACACGCUCUCAUUGUUAGUCCCACUCUUCACGCACAGCACGACUUCCUCAGUCAGAAAAACGACUAUAGCACGCUCACAUUAGACGCAGUUGCCUAUUCUGUCGACAGAAAUAUGCUUGAAGGGGCUAUUGAAAUACUUGAACAAGGAAGAGGUUUACUCUGGUCGCAGAUGCGUGGUUUUAGGACACCUCUAGAUCAGCUGGAGGAAACAAACAGAGAGCUUGCUGACAGAGAAAGGAAAUUAUUUGAGGAGAGGUUAAAGUUGAAGAAACAGCUCUCUAGCAAGCAGGAAGAUAUUCUCUACGAGAUACGACGAAUACCUGGGUUUGAGAGCUUUCUCGCAGUUACACCGUUUAGAGCACUCCAGCAGGUGGCUUCAGAAGGACCAAUCAUUGUGGUUAAUCAUAGCGAAUAUCGAUCCGAUGUGCUCAUUAUUCUUUCUUGCGAAGCUCGGCCGGUCGUCUGUGUUCCAUUAGAUGGAGAGUUCUACCACGACAGCACUAAGUUGUACUAUGGGCUCUUGUUAGCGAGAGUGAAAUUUACUGCUGACUCGCCCGAAUUUGAUGAGAAGCUCGUCGAAGCAAUGAAGAUGCUGUGGGAUAGGGUUGUCUCCAAAGUUGUCGACAAAUUAAAUGAGCUUGGGAUUGCCGAAGGAUCGCGCAUUUGGUGGUGUCCCACGUCUUUGUUAUCUGCACUUCCCUUCCACGCCGCGGGUCCAUUCGAGGAUACGGACGGCACUACAAAACAUUUAUUGGACAAAUACAUUGUGUCUUAUACACCGACACUCGGAGCACUCAUUAAUGCGCAAAUAGAUGGGGACGGAGGAGUAGAGCCAACAGUUCUGGUCAUUGGGGAUACCUCUCUUCGAUCAGCCAAAGGGGAAAUCCGCAACAUCAAGAAUUGUGGAAUGAGUACCAAAUUACUCCUCAAGAAGGCGUCUCAUGAUGCAGUUAGCCAAGCACUUCGGAAAACAACUUGGGUCCACUUUGUCUGCCACGGAAACAUAGAUUCACAGCCUUUCAGUUCUUUCUUCAAGCUGCCCUGCUGCAAGGAGGGCUGCAGGAAGGACCAUGGGCAGGACUACAGGCUGACAUUACUUGAUAUUGUUCAAGCUAAUGCUCCGAAUGCAGAGUUCGCAUUCCUUUCUGCCUGCCACACUGCCGAACAGUCUUACAAAGUUGUACAGGAUGAAGUCCUCCAUCUGGCUGCUGCAAUGCAGUUCACUGGUUUUCGAAGUGUGAUUGGAUCGAUGUGGGAGCUACUUGAUGCGGAUGGGCCAUUUUUCGCCAAAACGGUUUAUGAGUACAUGUGCGACUGUGACGAGGCCAAGUCAAGGUACAAGCGGGCAGCUGCUGGACUUCGUAAAGCAGCUAUAGAACUUAAAGAACGACCGGGCAUUCGGACUGAGAGAUGGGUCAACUUGGUUCAUAUAGGUGCUUGA
This is a messenger RNA of Fomitiporia mediterranea MF3/22, 3555 nucleotides long. RefSeq names its product TPR-like protein. NCBI's taxonomy places the organism in Eukaryota, Fungi, Basidiomycota, Agaricomycetes, Hymenochaetales, Hymenochaetaceae. Gene Ontology annotation, molecular function: protein binding. The transcript is spliced from 2 exons. The coding region runs from base 1 to 3555 and encodes 1184 amino acids. The record is from RefSeq and is a predicted model, not a curated record.